Messenger RNA from Cyphomyrmex costatus, 1369 nucleotides. Its product is annotated as protein Skeletor, isoforms B/C. NCBI's taxonomy places the organism in Eukaryota, Metazoa, Arthropoda, Insecta, Hymenoptera, Formicidae. The transcript is spliced from 6 exons. Bases 84 to 1280 code for a protein of 398 amino acids. The record is from RefSeq and is a predicted model, not a curated record.
GUUUUCAAAUGGAAUAGCCGCCGUGGUGGUACAAUCCAACGAGCAGUACACCGGCGCCAAAGCAGGUAACCAACUGUAAAGAAAUGUUGGAUGGUCGUGUUCAAGUGCAAUGGCAACUACAGGGUGAGGAUGUACAGAUUCGGAUCUCAGGACGUAUCGAAGAGGAUCAGUACGUGGCAUUCGGAUUGUCAGGUCGGGAUGGUAAGGCCGAGAUGAUCGGCGGUGACGUCGUCGUGAUCGGAUACAAUAAUAAAACUGGCAAGUUCAUCGCCGAGGAUUACUAUAUGACGGACAUAUCUCAGUGCGAUGGCAAGAGGGGUGUAUGCCCGGAUCAAAGGAUCGGUGGGAGGAAUGACGCAAUACUUGUUCAUGGGGAAAGACAGAAUGGUAUUACAACAGUCACGUAUACACGCCCACUGAGGACUAAUGAACCAGAGAAGGACAGGAUGAUUCCGGAAAGGGAAACAAGCGUGAUUGCUGCCAUCGGAUCUUUAAAUGCGCGAGGCGAAGCUAAUGCUCAUGAGAGAUUCGAUAAGACCACUGAGGAUAUUCGUAUCGAUUUUACGUCAAGAAAUGUUCACGAAUGUACAAAUUCCUUGUACAAUAUUCCGAUCACGUCUGAUCUUGAACCAUGGACACCGGCUGUCAUCAAUGAUAAGAAUAUUUUGAGUGCAAGAAUUGGACCGACUGGUGCAAAAAGAGGAUACUCACGAAUCACAGGUACACCUUCUUGGGGCAUCGCAUGGUACAUCAAUGAUUUACUAAUUCCGGAGAUAACCGUUGAGCGAGGAAAAACUUAUACCUUCAUCGUGGAGGGUGGGAACGAUCCUACCAAUCCCGCUAAGUAUCAUCCAUUCUAUAUAACUGACAGUUCGGAGGGUGGUCUCGGACAAAAUAUAGAAAAACAAACGGAGGAAAUGGUAUUUGCUGGAGCAGAGUAUGAUUCCAAUGGAUAUCUUCAGCCAACCGCAGCCGGCCGUUAUUGCGAAUGGACUCGUCUCACAGUGGAUAACGCAGAUAAUUACAAGACAUUCAAGAGCUUCUUCGAAACACUUGAACUUAAAUGCAACAAGGGCGAGCCUGCCAAGCUUGUAUGGACUGUGAAACAGGAUACGCCGGACUUAGUCUAUUAUCAGUGUUUCACGCACAAACAUCUAGGCUGGAAGAUUCAUGUUGUUGAUCCGGGACGGUCGCAGAGAAACAUUAACGGCAUCAGUCAAGUUCUGCCUACGUUUACGACGUUUGUGGCGUUUAUUAUCGCACUUUUAUUCUCGAGAUGAAUCAUUGCGUUUCCUUCUUUUAAUGUGGAACAAACAAAAUAGAAGACAAAGAUGACGACGAAAACUGAUCGAUUUAAUAUAAUUAUGAA